This is a messenger RNA of Trichobilharzia szidati, 2439 nucleotides long. The record is from the annotation of a GenBank genome assembly. NCBI's taxonomy places the organism in Eukaryota, Metazoa, Platyhelminthes, Trematoda, Strigeidida, Schistosomatidae.
AAAAACGAUAUUGAAUAUUGGAUAGGUCGUGUCCUUGAGGGUCUUACGGUGGGAAUUUCGUUCGAUAAUCGAGGUCGUCUAUGAUUGUUAGUCCGUGCUGUCGAAUUAUCAGGAGUAGUUGCAUAAGUAGUCCAGGAUUACUCCGUCCUCGCCUGGUCUAUUUGUCUCCAUCACAUUUUAAGAUACUGAGUAAUCAUGCUCGGUUAUUUGUCACGAAAAAUAGGCAGUCAAACUCACCAUAUUCCUCAUUUAUCAUUGAUACAAGAAAAAGCGCUCAGCGUGACUCUGAAUCAUCAAAAGUCCAGACAGACCUCAAUGAUAUUUUGAAGGAUCAGCCGCCUUCAGUGCAACUCAGGCUUGUAGAUGCUUAUCGCAAAGGGUUCCAGUCAUCAACUGAGAAAGAAAAAGCGUCAAAGAAAAUCGAAACAGUCGCAACACUCCUUGGCAAAUUCGCUAUUAUUGGAGUAUGUGUAUAUUUUGUCAUCAAGUUGUCAAACAAAGUAUUUGGUGGCGCAUUUCCUAAGAUGCUAGACCCUAGCGUGGCAUCUUUCGCAGAAAAUGCUGAUGUGAACUUCAAUGACGUCCAAGGCUGCGAUGAAGUGAAAAAGGAGCUCCAGGACAUAGUGGAAUUCCUACGCAAUCCAGAAAAGUUCAACCGCAUAGGAGCGAAACUUCCCAAAGGUGUUCUUUUGGUUGGCCCUCCAGGAGUUGGAAAGACGUUGCUUGCUAAGGCUGUUUCUGGUGAAGCACAAGUUCCUUUUUUGUAUGUAUCAGGAAGCAGUUUUGAAGAGGUUUUUGUUGGACUUGGGGCUUCUCGUGUUAGACAACUAUUUGCUGCAGCUAAACAAAACUCACCUUGUUUAAUAUUUAUUGAUGAAAUUGAUUCUGUUGGUAGAAAUAGAACAUCGUCACCUCAUCAUCCGUAUGCAAAUCAAACAAUAAAUCAACUUCUUGCAGAAAUGGAUGGCUUUCAGUCAACGGAAGGCAUUAUCGUUUUGGGUGCAACAAAUCAAGCAGAGGAUUUAGACAAAGCUUUACUGAGACCUGGCCGUUUUGAUGUCCAGAUUUUUGUAUCUCCACCAACCUAUGAAGGCAGACUGGCUCUUCUCAAUCUUUAUUUACGCAAGGUGAAAACCGGUCCAAAUAUCGACGUUGAAAAACUGGCUCAUGGAACUGUUGGCUACACAGGUGCAGAUAUACAGAAUCUAGUCAACCAAGCUGCUAUCGCUGCUGGUUUACACAAUGAUCCUGUUGUUGAAAUGCAUCAUUUAUGGGAAGCUCGUGAUCGAUUGAUAAUGGGACCUGCUAAACGUCGACCUUUAGAUGACCAGACUAAUCGUGUUUCAGCCUUUCAUGAAGCUGGUCAUGCAUUAGUGGCAUUGUUAACCGCUGAAAGUACACCGUUACACAAAGUGACAAUUAUUCCCCGCGGUGAAGCUGGUGGUCUUACAAGCUUUCUGCAAGAGAAAGAUAUGAGUUUUAUGACACGUGCACAACUUUUAGCUCAAUUAGAUGUAUUGAUGGGAGGUCGUGUCGGUGAAGAGCUGGCUUUUGGGACAGAUAAAGUGACAACUGGUGCGGCAAAUGACUUCCAAAAAGCUACCGCUUUAGCUCAAAACAUGGUCAAGCGUUUCGGUUUUUCAAGUAAACUAGGCCCAAGAGUUAUACCAGAUACUCGUGAUGAUGGUCAGCUAAGUCAAACAACACGUGAUCUUAUCGAUAAAGAAGUAGAUCAAUUGCUCAACGAAUCAUUGACUCGUGUACGCAACCUACUAUCAAGUCAUAGUAAACAGCAUAAAUUAUUGGCUGAAGCAUUACUACACUUUGAAACAUUGACAAAAGAUGAAGUUGUCGCUGUGUUAGCUGGUAAAAUGAAACCGCCAAAAAAUUCACCUCAAACAUCACCACCCUCACCACCUCCCCCGUCGUCAUCGCCGCCGCCAUCAUCAAAAUCUACAAGUCUCCUGCCCCAACUGACUGGUGGUGGUGGUGGUGGUUCUUCAACAUCACCGCCUGAAAUUCAUGUAUAAUUAAUUUCAUCAAAUGUGUGUACACACUACUAUUGUGCUGUGUUGAUUGAUUGAUUGAUUGACUGAUUGACCUCAUUCUGUUGCCAUUAUUACUAUCAUUAAUCCAUAAUUAAAAUUUGUCUUCUCACGUGUUAUCUUUUGCGCGUGUGUGUGUGUAUGUGUGAGUCAAAGUUUAAGGUAUUUGUUAUUUCGUUCAUCCUUCUUUCUUUAUUUCAAUCACUGUAUCAUUUUUACAAUAUUCUACUUCCGUUUUUCUCCAUACACACACGCAGGCACUCACACACUCCCUUCCUUUUCUCCUCUCUCCUUCCAUUUAUCCUACCUUCAGGGAGUGAUUUGCACACUCUAUCCCUCACUUCUUUCCCGUCUUCCUCACCCACAGAUGGAGAAAUAAAUAAAGCUUAAAGCG